Molecule: messenger RNA, 3809 nt
Organism: Hyla sarda
Lineage: Eukaryota; Metazoa; Chordata; Amphibia; Anura; Hylidae
Exons: 1
Coding region: 202-3600 (1132 amino acids)
Biological process (GO): positive regulation of protein phosphorylation; regulation of filopodium assembly; regulation of alternative mRNA splicing, via spliceosome
Cellular component (GO): dendritic filopodium; dendritic spine neck; nucleus
Molecular function (GO): protein homodimerization activity; translation regulator activity; mRNA 3'-UTR binding
Source: RefSeq, a predicted model, not a curated record
CUUAAUGUGGAGUUUAUAUUGGGCAGAGACUUCCCCUAUUUUUGGCCUUUGUGGAAUGGGGAGAAUGUGCCAGAGAAAUCGCACACAAAGGUUCCUGAGGUAAAGGUUGGCGUUGUCUCGCUAGAUGACUGUGUGAACUCUGUCCAAGAUGUCUCCAACCUGUGUCUAAGUGCAAAAUCAUGUGAGGGUGGGGCGCCCCUCAUGAAGGCUGAUGGGACUGUUCACACUCUGCAGGUUGGACUAAAAAAGUCUAGUGAACAGAAAAGGUUGAAUGCAGGACUGGGAGAAAAUAUUACAAAAGGCAAUUUGCAUGAGUUUGGUCAUGUAGAUAUGAACUGUCCUGUCAAUUCUGAACAUGUGCAGUGUGAUAUUGUAUUGUGUGAAACAUGCAUGCCUAUGUCUUCUCAUGUAAUGUGUACUGCUACCAACUCUGACAGGACAAAAGAAAACUUGUGUGAGUUGGUUGUAGAUGGUAAAAAGAUGGCGGCUAUUCUAGACCCAAGAUUGGCAAUAAGUCUAGUAAAGACCAGUAGCAGAAAGCCAGAUCCUGACAUAGUGUCUAUACAGGCUGAUUUUUGGGGUUAUAAAACUGUUGAUGUCUGUUUUUCUACUCCCUAUGGUACAGUGAGUCACAAGGUUGCAAUAGCGCCCUCCUUGGAGUAUGAUGUAGUACUAGGGACAAAUUUUCAAUUUUUCCAGCAAUUAUGGGAAGACUGUCAGGUGACUAGAGCAGGUACACCUGAUAGGCCCACAACACUUGACUUGCAUCACACACUAGGUGAGAGUCACUCAGCAGAGGCUAAGGACAGGGAGUAUCAGCAGUCACUAGACACAUGUCAGGUAGGGGUCUGCCAGAUUGCUGGGAGAGCUGAAGAACAGACUGUGAGUCAAGUCCAAGAGGAUCCGGAGACUCAAGUGAAGAGUGUGCCUCUGACUGAAACAGAGUCUUCAGUAAAACCAGAAACGGAGCAGGUUCUGGAACAUAGGUUCCAUCCUCAAGUUAAAGAUGAGUCAAAAGGGGGGCUGAAAUUGCAUGGUCAUCUAGAAGGGAAGAUGGUGGCCGAAAAGGAAGCUACAGUGAUGGCUGUGGAUAAAGCAAAAGUGCUGAAGAAAGUACAUGUGGAGCCGGGUGCUGCGCUUACUGUCACUGACAGAGUCCUGAGUGAAGGAAAUGUGACAUCUGAACCAGAGAUGGAUCCUGACUGGGAAGGUAGAACCAUUAAACCAGAUGUUGUUGCAGACCCCAAGGCCCUUGAUGUCUCUGCUGGACAGCAGAGAGAUAAUGUUGAAGUGAAAGAGAAGUCUGCGAGUGAGCAGAGAGACAGCGAGAAACUGUCCAGGAACUACCCUAAGGCCCAUGGGACCAAGUCCCUUGCAAACGGGAAGACAACUCCUAAAGGAGGAGAAGAGCUGGAUCAAGUUGGCUCAAAGGAAGAGACAGGCCAAGAACAGGUGACGGUCAGAAGACAAGAGAAUGUCUCAAGUUCCUGCAGCGAGAGUGAAGAGACCACUGUAAGUAAGAGAUCUCAGAAAAACCGAGCUGGACUUUGUAAGAAAAGAGAGCAGAUCCAGAAUCUUGAAGAAACCUUACAGAUGAUUUCUUCAAAAUUGGCACAAAAAGAAGAAGAGGUGUAUUACCUGAUGGAGGACAAAGAAAAAUCGCUUGUAGACUUGAAGAAAGAGAAAGAAGCGAAGCUUCAGAUGCAGAAAGAUAUGGAGAUCCACCAAAGUGAGCUUGUGGCUCUGCAGGAUGAGCUGUUCCGCUCCCAGGGUCAUGUGACCAGCAAGGAGAGCGAAUUGGAGAGGCUGGUCCAGCAGUUGUCACUCAAGGAGGAAGAAGUGAAUGUUCUGUCUGAGGCAUAUCGGGCUCUACAAAGUGAUCACCAGGCUAGGUUGGUAGCCAUGGAAGAGCUUGAGAAUGAGAAAGUGGUAAUGGCUCAUAAGGUGCAGAGCCUGGAGGCGCAGAACGAAAUGCACAUUAAGUCUCAUGCAGCUACCUUGGAUUCGCUGGGAAGGCAGAUCUCCAAACAAGAGGCUCAGCUAAAAGUCUAUGAGCAGAAAGUGUCCGAGAUGGAGCUACUGAGUAAAGACAAUGAGCAGAUGAGACAACAACUGCUGUCCCUGGAAGAUACUGUCAAUAACUUGACAGAAUUGCUAGAAAGAGAGAAGGUGAACUCCUCUAAACUCAAGAGUGAGCAGCAGAAAAACUUAAAGCUGGAAGGGGACAUGAAGGUCCUAAAAGAAAGCAGUGUCCAGGCUGCAGCAGAACUGCACAAAGAGAAACUUGCCGUUGGGAGACUUGAAGGGCAAAUUGCUCAGUUGUAUGAAGAACUCAGAAUGAAAACCGAGAGUCUGCAGAAGAAGCUGCUGGAGAUGGAGAUGCCUCCUCUAAAAGUGUCAGAGUCUGAGCGAAGGGCUCAAGAAACAAAGCAGCUGAAGCAAGUCUCACAAGAAGCUCCGGAGUCUGGAUGCAGAGUCCGUGAUCAGAAAAAUAAAGGCGGUACAGACAUGGAUGGUCGGGGCCAGAGAAGCUCACACUACAGUCCAGCCUUUGGUGAGAGAAGGCAGAGGCCUGAAAGGACUACCUUGUUUGCAGCCAGUGUCCAGGGCGUUGCCGUGAGCAACAUGAAGAAGGUAGGAGGCUCCAAGGAAGUCUUUGGAACACCAGUUGUGAAGAACAGUUUCUAUAAAGUGAAGCUGAAAGUUCCUGAAGACUUGCAGCAGAUGUGCGUAAAGGAAUCGGCUCAUAAAGACUUUUCAAAGGCAGUGGAAGCCUUUUCGGUGUCUUAUGACUCAGAGAAUGCCCAGCUGGUCAUCUUGUCUGACAAUGAAGUUACCAUUCAGAGGGUGAACAUGUUGGGUAACAUCCAUUUCCGAAGUCUUCGAACAAAAUUGUCUGUGAUAUCGAGAAUCAAAGAAGCCAGAAAGAAUCUGGAAAGCUUAUGUCUGUCAGUGUCUAGAUUCCAUGUGCAGUUUGAUGGACGAAAAGACUUGAUGCGCUCAGUAAUCGGCACUCAUGGCACAAAUAUACAACAAGCAAGGAGAAUCCCUGGGGUGACUGCUGUUAUUCUUGAUAAAGAUACAUGUACGUGUCAUGUGUAUGGUGAGAACCAAGAUGCUGUGAAGAAGGCAAGAAGUUACCUGGAGUUGGCUGAGGUGGUAAUGUGGGUUCCCCGAAACUUGGUGGGAAAAGUCAUUGGGAAGAAAGGAAGGCACAUUCAGAAGGUUGUCGACCAGUCAGCGGUUGUCAGAGUGAGAGUUGAGAGUAAUAAGAAGAGCUCCCAAGACGAGGGAAUGGUCCCCUUUGUAUUCCUGGGCACAAAGGACAGUGUUACUAAAGCAACCAUUCUACUGGACUACCAUCUCAAAAGGUUGAAGAAAGUGGACCAACUUCAGCUAACUCGACCAAAGAGAAGGACAGAUGCAUGGUCGUGUGUGCACUGUCUUUUGAAGACAAGUGCUCAUCCCCAGUGGUCUGAGCAGAGGGGGGGGAUAUGUGACAGUGUGGCAAGGAAAGGGUGCAUUUCCCACACUGAUCCUGCAGAAAUCUCCACCUGUGGACUAAUCAAUGAGGCAGCAGAAAGGGGAAGGGUCCUUUAAAAGGAAGAGAAACAGAAUAAUCUGGGCUCUCCCCUAGACAGAAGUGGCUGUUAGAGGGGGGAGACACCGUGUCCAGUGCCAGGCGGGCACAGCAAGGGCUGCUGAGGACACAAGCGUGGACUCCCGGAGUGAGAGACGCGGCUCCUGUAACAUAUAGCAAGGUGGCUGUACGAAUGGGACUUUAUGUUCAAAUGUGAACUGUGUCUUAU